This is a messenger RNA of Penicillium atrosanguineum, 1047 nucleotides long. Its product is annotated as NmrA/HSCARG family protein. The record is from RefSeq and is a predicted model, not a curated record. The transcript is spliced from 2 exons. Bases 1 to 1047 code for a protein of 348 amino acids. Lineage: Eukaryota; Fungi; Ascomycota; Eurotiomycetes; Eurotiales; Aspergillaceae.
AUGUCUCUCCCAACUACCAUCCUCGUACUCGGCGGUGCCGGCGCCCAAACUUCCUUCGUUGUCCGCGAGCUUGCCAAAUCAGAGGCGUGGAAGGUUCGACUACUUACGCGCAACCCUCAGGCCGAAGAGGCUGCUUCACUCGCAACCCUGCCGAGAGUACAGAUCAUCGAGGGGGAUUGUUACGAUGAGAGCACCCUCUUCUCCGCUUUCAGGGGCAUUGACGCUUGUUUUGUGAACACCAAUGGCUUUGCUAUUGGUGAAAAGAGCGAAAUCUUUUGGGGCAUCCGCAUGUAUGAAAUUGCGCAUUGGGCGGGUGUGAAACAUUUCAUUUAUAGCGCUCUGCCAUUUGUAUCGAAAAAGGGAAACUUUGACCCAAAGUAUCGCGUUCCCUUCGUGGAUGGAAAGGCCAAAGUCGUGGAGUUCCUCCGAGCCCAAACAACUGACCAAAUGAUCUGGAGCGUUCUCGAGAGUGGACCCUAUGCCGAACAUUUCCUUCUCAAUCAAUUUGUUCCCAAGGAAGACUCGACCGGAGAAUUUGUCUUCAGAAUACCUAUCGGGCCCAGCGGCUCCAUGCCCCUAGUCUCCUUGAGUGACCUUGCAUGGUUUGCACGUUAUAUGUUCGAGAACCCUAGCGAAUUCAAGGCUGAAUUGCUCAGUGUUGGUAUCGAGCAUGCUACAGGCCAGAGAAUUGCUGGUGCGUUCUCCGCGGUGACGGGCAAAAAGGCACGCUAUGAACCGCUGCCAGUUGAGGAGCUCAAAUCUCAAUUGUCGCAAAGCACCAAGAUCGGUUUGGCGGGUUCACCUGGAUAUGAUGACCCAACUCUGAAGACGGUUCAGGAGAUGUUCCUUCCCUGGUGGGGCAUUUGGACGGAGAGCCAUGGAAAUAUUGGGCUCUGGACGAGGGAUUAUGGCCGCCUAGAUCGCAUCAAACCGGGUCGUCUGAGAACCGUGGAGCAGUGGAUGAGCUCUGUCGGCUAUCAUGAAAAUAUGGAACCGCAGAACGUGCUCAAAUCUGGGUCUAGAACGUCCUCCAGGUUCGAGGAGUGA